AUGCUGUCAACACUCGAACCUGAAGUUAACAUGUUUUGGGCUGGAAAAAUGUGCUGGCAUCUGGCAACCCUGACACUGCAGCCACGAGAGCGGUGCGGUCUUCUUUCUUUCUCCGCCUUGCUGAAAAAAACAGAUGUUCUUGAGAAGGUGCUGGAAACUACUUCAAGGAAGCCAGGAUUCCCGCCAGAUAUCCUCCACGAUCUCUUCGAAGGCGUAGUGCCGGUAGAACUGGCUCUUUGUUUGAAAGCUUGGAAACAUGGACUCCUCGCUGCGGUUACGUGUUGUACUUGGGGCUGA
Molecule: messenger RNA, 297 nt
Organism: Knipowitschia caucasica
Lineage: Eukaryota; Metazoa; Chordata; Actinopteri; Gobiiformes; Gobiidae
Source: the annotation of a GenBank genome assembly